Messenger RNA from Solanum verrucosum, 1584 nucleotides. Its product is annotated as putative ALA-interacting subunit 2. The record is from RefSeq and is a predicted model, not a curated record. Bases 264 to 1319 code for a protein of 351 amino acids. NCBI's taxonomy places the organism in Eukaryota, Viridiplantae, Streptophyta, Magnoliopsida, Solanales, Solanaceae. The transcript is spliced from 9 exons. Gene Ontology annotation, cellular component: endoplasmic reticulum; plasma membrane; Golgi apparatus.
UUCAUGGGAGACUUGCAGACAAGUCUUUGGUCGAAACGUAUAUAUGCGUAUUACCCUAUACAGUGGUUUUCUUCUGUCAAAAGCAAUAGCUCACAUUCCCUCAUAUAUACAAUCAUCCAUUCUCCUAUUUUUUGCCGUAUAAAUUCGAAAUCGUAUUUAUCUACCAUUGUACUUGCUACCUACUUCAAUUUUCCCAACCUAAUUCACAGCUGCAGAUUCUUGAGUAGAGAUUCUACAGGGCUUUGCUAUCAUUAUUUGAUUGAAUGGAUGUGGAGGGAUCAAGUACUUUGUCAGGAAAUGGUGCACAAUCUGUAGAAUCUCAGUCACGUCCAGUUCAACGACAUUUGGAUGAUGCUGUAUAUCAGUUUAAACAACAAAAUCUCCCAGCAUGUAAACCUGUCCUUACACCAGCAUGGGUCAUUUCGAUGUUUUUCUUGAUAGGCGUCAUUUUUAUUCCAAUUGGACUUCUCUGUCUUUAUGCUUCUGAAAGUGUUAUUGAGAUUGUUGACAGAUAUGAUAUAGAUUGUGUGCCAGAUAAUUUCAAGAGUCAAAAAGUUGCUUACAUCAAAGAUACCUCAGUUUCCAAGAAUUGUACACGUUACUUAAAGGUGCCCCAAAAUAUGAAAGCUCCAAUUUACAUCUACUAUCAACUCGAUAACUAUUACCAGAACCACAGAAGGUACGUCAAAAGCAGAAGUGAUAAACAGCUUUUACAUGGAUUACAGUACAAUGAUACAAGUUCUUGCAAUCCCGAAGGCGAAAACAAUGGUCUCCCAAUUGUUCCUUGUGGUUUGAUUGCAUGGAGCUUGUUUAAUGACACGUAUUCCUUCUUCAACGGGGCAGAUGCUAUAAAAGUCAACAGGAAAAAUAUUGCUUGGAGGAGUGAUCGUGAACACAAAUAUGGGAAAGACGUUUAUCCAUCCAAUUUCCAGAGCGGGUCUCUAAUUGGUGGUGCAACAUUGGACCCUAACAUCCCUCUAAGUGAUCAGGAGGAUCUCAUUGUAUGGAUGCGUACUGCUGCUCUCCCUACCUUUCGUAAGUUAUAUGGAAGAAUUGAAGUGGACUUAGAGGAAGGUGACUUAAUUAUGGUGAAUCUUGUUAACAACUACAACACGUACAGUUUUGGUGGAAGGAAGAAACUUGUUCUUUCAACAACCAGCUGGCUGGGAGGCAGGAAUAACUUCCUUGGGAUGUCCUAUGUCGCUGUCGGUUCCUCAUUUAUCUUCCUCGCUUUUGUCUUCUUGUUACUUCAUGUGAAAAAUCCAAGGUCUUAUGGGGAUACAAAUUUAUCUUGGAACUGGAAAGGCAUGUCAAACUAGAAGGCAUGACUAUUGCUAAAUUACAAAUUUGGCUUCAUGAAGUAAGUGAAGUUUAUUAAUGAGAACAACAGAAUAUCUUCUAAGUGGUUGCAUUUUGUUCAUAAAUUCUAUGGUUGGGUGUUGGAAUCAUAAACCCAAACAAUUGGUAUAUCAUUUCAGUUACUUGUUCUGGCAUGCUAAUACCUAUGUGUAUCUUUGAAAUGCUUUAGCAAAAUCCCUAGCUACUGUUGGCUAAGCGUGUAAAAGUUAGCUAACUAGCUAUUUA